AUGUCAACACUCCAUCUUUUCACAAUAGCAGCUCUGCUCUGCCUAGUAUCACUCUCCGUGCAAGAAUCAUGUACCAGCAACUUGUACGUUGAAACUGAAACCUACAUUCCAACUAGUGGACAAUGUCCAGUUGCCUGGGUCAAUUACAAUAACAAGUGUAAUUUAUUCUCAACUUUAUACAAGGAAAAGAGAUCGAGUACUACUUGUAUCACUAGCAAGGAUUGUAUCUUUGGUUCCAUGGAUUGUUAUAAUCAGAAAUGUACUCCAAAGUUUAGAAUGGUUGGAGAUUCGUGUGUGAGUGAUAGUCAGUGUCUUGGAGAAAGUCUUCCUUCAGCAAAUGUUGCACAAUUAUACGGUCCAAAAUGUAUCAAUAGCAAGUGUACUUAUUAUGGAUAUGAGAAAUCGAGACGAGUUGGUGAAAAUUGUCAAUUUGAAGAUUCUGGUUCAAAUUCCAAGACUUUCUAUGAUUGUAAUAAUGAUGGUGUUUGCUCUGGUAUUUUAGGUACCAGUAAAUGUAUUCAAAAAGUUAUUGCUAAAAAAGGAGAAAAUUGUGCAUUGUCUGAUACUUCAAAGAAGGUUGUGUGUGAUAAUGGAUUGUAUUGUAAAUAUACUUCAUUGACUAUUGCUACUUGUGUUGAGCAAAUUCAAUAUAGUCAACCUUGUGUUAAAUCUGCAAUUAGUUCUGAUUUCGUUCCUUGUGUUUCUGGAUUGGUUUGUCGUCAAGUUUCUAAUGGUGAUACUUCAACCACCUGUCAAAGAAUUGCUACCUAUGGUGAAUUCUGUAUUGUUGCAAGUGAUUGCGCCUACACUAGCUCAGGUAUGGUUGAUUGUAUUGAUAAUAAGUGUAAAAGACUUUAUGGAACUUCAUUGGGUGGAAGUUGUAAGAAGGAUACAGAAUGUUACAGUGCUUACUGUUCCUCUGAGGGUAAAUGUGCUGAUGCGUCUGGUUUGAAAUGCUCUGAUACAGUUUCUUGUCCUACAGGAAGUUAUUGUGCAUGUGGUGGAAAGGCAAUUAGCUCAACAAGUGGUGGAAAAUGUGCUGCCAAGUGUUACGGGUCUUUUUAUGAUGUAUAUGCAUGUAUCUAUAAUUUGGGUGUCUCAGCAAGUUCUGAUAUGGUUGGAACUGAUUCAUAUCAAUAUGUUGAUGAGGACAGCUCAUUAUUUACUAGAUGUAGAUAUGCCUACAGCAAAUACUAUUCAUGUCUCAGAAAAUCAUGGGUUGAUGCUGGAAUUGCCACAAAGGGUGAUAUGGAUGGUGUCAGUUUGAGCUCAUACUCUGUCUAUGAUUCUGCCAUUUUGCCAGCAAGAAAUGCGGCUCCAUCAAGUAACAUGAUUGGAAUGUUAAGCUUUAUGGUACUUUUUGUUUUGGCUACACUUUUCUAAACACGCUCUCUGAUAAUAAAUCAAACUUUUAAA
This is a messenger RNA of Naegleria gruberi, 1416 nucleotides long. RefSeq lists its product as uncharacterized. The transcript is spliced from 2 exons. NCBI's taxonomy places the organism in Eukaryota, Heterolobosea, Eutetramitea, Acrasida, Naegleriidae. The record is from RefSeq and is a predicted model, not a curated record. The coding region runs from base 1 to 1383 and encodes 460 amino acids.